AUGGCUGACAAAAGGGAAUCUGGAAGAGUGAAAGAUCUUCAGCAGAAACGUGUUCUUGAUGAUGCUGCACGACGACGUAGACAAAGAAAAGCGCUUGAAGCCUUAGAGUCUGACAAUUUUCAGGAUGACCCACAUGCUGAUCUCAAAAUGAGCAAAAAGGCUCCCAAAUUUGAGGAAUCAAUGGAUACUGGACAACCAGUGUCAAAGAAGAAACGAAAGAGCAAGAGUGACCACUUCAAGUUUAAAUACAAGAAAAGUUUUUCAGCACUACUAGAAGAAGAGCAUAUGUCAAACAGAGACACUCCAAACUACUUAACUGCCAGUAUACCACCUUCAAGGUUCCCAGAGAGGCGUUUCUGUGCUGUGUGUGGGUUUCCAUCAAACUACACCUGUGUACAGUGUGGAGCGAGAUACUGUUGUGUUAGAUGUUUAGGGACCCAUCAGGAUACUAGGUGCUUGAAAUGGACAGCUUGAACAUUUCCGUCGUAUCCUAGUGACAAGUGCCACACUGUUUGGAAAGACAGAAAAUUCCCAAGGAAGCAUAGACACCAAGAAGCCUUUAGUGUCAAUCUGGUUAGCUCACUGUGACAUGUCAACUACCAUUGACAUAACAUACUGGUCCAGUACAGACAUGAGUGAAGGACACUGUUUCUAUCACACUUGGUGAAACAUGGGACAUGAUAAUUCUAUGACUGCCGUGAAUCUCCACUGAUUUCAUCAUACAUCAAGUGGAGAUUAUUUAGCUGGACAUUAUGAAAGUCACAGGAAAGUACUUCUCUAAUGCUUGGCUUUUGAAUAUCAGUUCAACACUCAAAGAGAACUGAGCCUGUCAUGAAUAAAACUUCCUUAAUCCGAUCAAAUUGUAUCAAGGAUGUUAGUCACCAUGAAGUAGAGCCAAAAUCAGCUGAUUCCCAAACAGAAAAAGGAUAUUAUUUUUCCAAAAUGGAUACAAUGUCUUACAGAAUAUUUAUAUAUUCACUCAUUGAUAUAAAUUUUAUGGUAAUUUAUCAAAUGUUCAAGCAAAUGUUGAUGUAGAUCGAGUAUCCGCUCAGUCUUGUCAUGGUACAAUGGACAUUCACUGACAAGAAUAAGUUAACCUUAUGUCAUUCGCUUGGUGUUUGAUUUAGCCAUUUUCUAUGUUAUAUGAAAAGAUGAUAUUCACUGAGAUAAACAUCUGACAAAGUGACGGUUUAUAUAUUUCUCACUUGAAUUUAGUUUCUGUGUAUAAUGGAUCUGCUAUAAAUUUGUAAAAUAUUUUUGUAGAGAUGUAAAUAAACAAUGAUUUUU
Ylistrum balloti is the source of this 1287-nucleotide messenger RNA. RefSeq names its product zinc finger HIT domain-containing protein 1-like. Gene Ontology annotation, biological process: chromatin remodeling. The transcript is spliced from 6 exons. Gene Ontology annotation, molecular function: nucleosome binding. Gene Ontology annotation, cellular component: Swr1 complex. Bases 1 to 474 code for a protein of 157 amino acids. Lineage: Eukaryota; Metazoa; Mollusca; Bivalvia; Pectinida; Pectinidae. The record is from RefSeq and is a predicted model, not a curated record.